Molecule: messenger RNA, 5237 nt
Organism: Fopius arisanus
Lineage: Eukaryota; Metazoa; Arthropoda; Insecta; Hymenoptera; Braconidae
Gene: rempA
Product: intraflagellar transport protein rempA
Exons: 3
Coding region: 210-4529 (1439 amino acids)
Biological process (GO): intraciliary retrograde transport
Cellular component (GO): axoneme; ciliary basal body; intraciliary transport particle A
Molecular function (GO): protein binding
Source: RefSeq, a predicted model, not a curated record
AUAAGGGCGCAAUGCUCUUCGUGUUUGACAGAAUCGAUAUUUAUACACGAAACUCAAUAAAAUGAGGACAAAACAUCAGUUUAAAGUUCGUCAGCUCAUCAUCAUGUGAUAGCAUGGCUUUCUCAUUGAUGAAUUAAUUACGGUGAUAAGGUCGUUAUCACCUGUCCGUUAUCCUUCUCCCAUUGGUCUCUAAUUGAUACAGAACAAUUAUGACUCUGUACUUUGACAUUCGCGUGCAGAACCCAGAGACAGCAUCCAUAAACACGAUAGCAACUUGGCAUAACAAUUACCCAUUGCUGGCAGUUGCUGCUUACUCUCAGGACCGAGGUGGUUUUGUAAAUAUCUACGAUGAUCAAGGUGAGCCUAUUCCUGAUGGAGAAUCCUCGGGGCACUCUGUAGCCCAAGUGACAGCAGUCUCGUGGCACCCGGAGAAGCGAUGGCUUGUGGCUGGCUGGGAGAGUGGAGAAAUUCGAAUUUGGCUAGGAGACACUGCCACUGGCCAAUUCAAUCUCACAGUGACUCCCCACAAGGAUCCAAUAAGUCUGUUGGAGUGGAGUCAACAUGGAGGGAGACUGGUGUCAGCUGAUACCAGGGGAUCUAUCGUCGGCUGGAAGAUUGACACCAGAGGACAACUUUUCAUCGUUUUCCACCACGAGCUCAACGAGAAAUUUACCCAGAUAACAUUCAAAAUAUCACCACCAAAGGCUGGAGUAGAUCUGAGUGAUUUAGCAAGGGCUGCUGUAGCUGGAGAUGAGAGGGCACUCGAUCUCUUCAGCACGUGGAGACCCAGAACUGCAGCUCCAAGUGCCGUUAAUGUUCAAAAGGAUAAUCUGACAUUUUACAUUGGGUCGUCGAGUGGAACGAUUUACUAUGUUGACAGCCAGGGCCAAUGCAUGGAGGUGCUCAAUACUGGGGGAUUGACUCUCCACUGCCUUCUUCAUCAUCCCACCAGGGAUUCGGUUGUAAUUAUGACCGAGGGAUUGACCAUCGGCCAUUUUCAGAGUGAAUCCACAACUGGGAGACUCACAGAGCUGUCCAGGGUGAAGUUGAGUGGCAAGAGUGACUUCUCCAGGACUGGACCAGCCUUCUGCUGGGUUGGAGCCAACAGUCUAGCUAUUCUUACGGGUGAGCUCAGUGUCAGAUGCUGGGAUCUGUUUACUGGAGAUACUUAUGUCCUUGCACCAGCUGACUCAACCACUGGCAAUCUGGCAACACCUCAAGAGAUUUACACAAGUUUAUCAUUCUGCAUGAGCAACGAGACUCUCGCUGCUGGGACCAAUCUUGGGGCCAUCCACCUCUGGAGGAAGAAGAAUGCCUCCAUCACCGACGAGUACGGCUGGCCAACAGUUCCUAAAUCCUGCUCAGUCCAUGGAACAGUUAAACAACUCACUUGGGGUGGAAAUCUCCUGAGAAAUCCUCUGCUGGCUGUCAACUGUAUCACCAACGUCUUCAUCCUUCACCAGCAGCCCAUGUGUGCUGUCUACAAUGAAGGAACAAGCGCUAGUCAAAUAGCUCCCAUGCAGAUACUCGUAGAAACCGAGAACAAGAAUUUUAUUCUCAAAACUGAUCUCCAGGUCCAGGUGCUCGCCGUAAACAGGGACUUCGUGGCAGUCUCCUCGUGUCGACAGGUGGCCGUUUACAGGAUAAAUCGAGACGCCAAAUUGAACUCAACUGUGGUGGGCUCCUUCAGUUGUGAUAACGAGAAAAUUCUCAUUUAUGAGAAUACACUUGUUAUUCUAACACCCACCGUCAUCCAGCUGAGAUCCAUUGACGGUUCUCUCAUCCAGAGUUUACCCACACUCCCCGAGGAGGGUGAGCCCAUCACAAUGGAGCUCACAGACCAAUACUUGACCGUCGCCUCACUCAAUGGAAUCCUCAAGAUCUGGGACAUUGGAAAAAGAGAGGCAAAGCUGCACACCAGAGCAAUGACCACGUACGAGGUCAUAAAUGACUUCGCUGAGAUAAUCGAGGCUCGUUGCAACUCCGAUUGUCGAUGUGUAUCCAUCACUGUAGCCAUGUCCAACCUUCUCCCCAGCUCAAUUCUCUACAUCUGGGACAUCGAAGGGGACCAAAUCCACGAGUUCGAUUUUGCUAAAUUGAAUGAGGCCCCUGACACCGAGGGAGCGACUGUGAAAUCCAAGGGGAGGCUGCCAACGGCUCACUGCUGGGAUACGAGUGACCCUAGGGUAUUGAUCUGCCGAGCGCAGAAAAUAGAAUCCAAGGAGACUAAAAACUCGAGCAAACCGAAUUUCUCGAGUAAUGAUGAUACGUCAGUUAUUCUGGUCUCGAUGUUUGCAACACCAGACCAUGGUAUAGCAGUUCAGGAUAUCCGUCCAGUGAAGGACGCAAGCACUCGUCUACUGGGGGUUCAAUCACCAGAUAUAAUUCUCCUGAGCCCAGAGAUGGCUGCAGGCGAGGGGAGUAAAGUUACGAGAUUAUUAAUGAGAGAGUUUGAAGAGUUGGGGGAAUACGAUGAGGCAACAAAAAGAGCAAUAAUGGAUUUUAGUUUUCAUAUUAGUAUGUCAAAUAUGGAUGAGGCCUUCAAGUCGAUAAAAUCGAUAAAGAAUGAAGCGGUCUGGAAGAGUCUGGCGAAGAUGUGCGUCAAGACGAAGCAAUUGGACAUGGCUGUACUCUGUCUGGGGCACAUGAAGCACGUUAGGGGAGCCAGGGCCAUCAGGGAGGCCAUUAACGACAGCAGUUUAAAACUUGAAGCCAAGGUGGGCAUUUUGGCAGUGGAGUUGGGGCUCUACGCUGACGCUGAGAAAUUAUUUCGAGAGGCCAAUCGUCUCGACUUCCUCGGCAGUCUCCUAGAGGCCUCCAACAAAUACCCUGAGGCCAUCCUCCUCGCGACCAACGAAAAUAAGAUUCGAGAAAAAUUGAGCUAUUAUAAUUACGGGAGAGCCCUGGAGCAGGAGGGGAACAUGGAUAAGGCCAUUGAGAUGUAUUCCAAUGCUGAUUGUCAUCGAUUUGAAGUCCCCAGGAUGCUUCUUAAUCGACCCAGGGAGCUCCAGGGAUUUUUGGCCAACUCUGACGAUCCGGUGAUAAAAAAUUGGCAUGCUCAGUACGUCGAGUCAACAGGUGACAUGGAGGCUGCACUGCGUCUGUAUGAAACCGCUAAAGAUACAUUAGCGGUAACGCGACUACUCUGUUAUCUUGGUCGUGAGGAGGAAGCCUGUGAGUUGGUGAUGAAGACAAAUAAUGCUGCCUCAGCUUAUCAUCUAGCAGCGCAUUAUGAGUCUCUGAAUGUUCUAUCACAGGCCGUUCAUUUCUACACGACUGCCAGAGCGUAUACGAAUGCAAUUCGUAUUUGCAAGGAGCACCAUAUGACCGAGGAACUGUGGCCCCUGGCAAUGUUGGCGCCCCGACAGACUCAGAUCGAAGUGGCCAAAUAUUUCGAGGAGAAUGACCAACCAGAUAAAGCCAUAUUACUCUAUCACAAAGCACACCUACUUCCAAAAGCCCUUGAUUUGGCUUUCAAUACUCAACAAUACAGUGCCCUUCAAUCAAUCACACUGGACAUUAACGCAGAAUCGGAUCCAGGUCUCGUUAAAAAAUGCGCUGGCUUUUUUUGUCAAAAUCAUCAGGUCGACAAAGCCGUCGAUCUCUUAGCGACUGGUAAAAAAUAUACGGAGGCCUUGGAUUUAAUGGAGGAGCACAACAUCAAUUUGACAGAGGAGCUGGCGGAAAAAAUGACGAUAAUGAAAGUUGAAAAUGAUCCGGAGCGCGAGGCCCUGAGAAUAUCAAUUCUGGAGAGAAUUGGCGAGAUAGCCUUCGACCAGGGUAACUAUCAUCUGGCGACAAAGAAGUUUACACAGGCUGGCAACAAGUUGCGAGCUAUGAAGGCUCUUCUGAAAUCCGGUGACACUGAGAAAAUAUGUUUCUUCGCUCAAGUGUCACGUCACAGGGACAUAUACAUAAUGGCUGGGAAUUACCUGCAGUCACUGGACUGGCAGAAUCAGCCUGAGAUUCUCAAGAACAUAAUAAACUUUUACUCGAAAGGAAAGGCAAUGGAUCUACUGGCUAAUUUCUACGUGGCAUGUGCCCAAGUGGAGAUCGAUGAGUUUCAGAAUUAUGAGAAAGCUCUGGAUGCCCUGAAUCAAGCAGCCAGGUGUCUGGCUAAGGUGACAUCUCCCAGAGACCCCGAGAUCCACAAACGUGCUGUUGAUAUUGUCAAUACUCGGAUGAGCACUAUAAAACGUUAUUUGGAGCUGAAAAAGUGCUUCGACAGAGGUGAAACCGAGUCUGGUAUGAAUCAGGUACGACAACUUCUGGAUACAUUUGGCGAGGGUCUCGAGCAGUCUGUUAGACGUGGAGAUUUAUUUGCUACGAUAACACAGCACUACGCAGACAGUGGUAAUACUGAGAAAGCUCGUGCCGCCAUUGAGGAGUUGAAGCGACUGGAACCAGGAAUUAAUUUGAGUUAUUACUACAAUGUCAACUUGCUCGAGGCACUUGGGUACAGAAUGAGUGUUCCACGGAGAGAAAGUUUGGAUAAAGAUGAUGGGAUUGAGGAACUUUUGGGAGAGUAAUUUUGCACACCAGCGAGCACUAGAGUACUCCAUCACUUUAUACCGAUUCCGUCCACUUUUGUGAUUGUUUUUAUGUUAUCAUUAAGAUUAUUAUUCUUCGAGGACUAAUUAGGAUAAAGCUAGAAGUGUUACCACGUCACUGAAAUGAACCACAAAUAUAUGAAAAAUGACAAUCAACUUUUUUAUUAUUACAACUUGAUUUUCUUACUCAUUAUCUUAUUCUAAAUACACUCCAGUCAUGCUUCUUCAUGGCUCAUUUUUAUGCAUAAAAAUUUCCAUGUUGCCCCUUGAAUAUAUUUCAUAUCCUUUUCAAAUGUCAAGUUUAAAAGGUCAUCCUUGUGAGAAUAACAACAGGAAAGUUAUGUCUAUUUUUUCUACGACGUUAUAGUUCAAGUGAAAUUUCAGUAAAAAAAAAUUGGUUAAUGCCAUGUAUUGAGAGGGACAAACAAAUUACAAGUUUACUUUGAGGAUAUUCGAGGGAGAUAUGAAAAAUUUCGUGCAUAUAAACCAACUGGAUUGUCCCUGGAAAUAAAGGGAUUCAAAAAAUACACAGAACACUGCUAAAAACAGUUGUUCCUCAACGAAGUACAUUUUCCCAUCAGAAUAAUAGUACGAAAUCUGAAUAAAUAAACUAAAGUACUACCGCUAUCAUUCAGCAAACGAAUAAUUAUCAUAUGGUUAAAACAAUAAACAUGAGGAAAGUUGAAA